Molecule: messenger RNA, 879 nt
Organism: Penicillium antarcticum
Lineage: Eukaryota; Fungi; Ascomycota; Eurotiomycetes; Eurotiales; Aspergillaceae
Exons: 3
Coding region: 1-879 (292 amino acids)
Source: RefSeq, a predicted model, not a curated record
AUGUUCUCAACAGUCACAAGUCCACACCACGAUUAUCACAAAUACAACGUCGAGGUUGUCAUUGAGCGACGUCUAAAAAGUGACUUUGUGGUCUCACAACCGAUACAUAUCUACCAGCUUUGCGGACUAGAACAAAGCUAUCUAAGACCAUGCAGUCCAUUGACUCUUGAAGGCCAAUCCGAUCAAGAUAUUCAAUACUGUAUUUCCCUUGCGGAUCGCAAUAUUCCUUUCGGUUGCACAUUCCCCGUGGAAUGCUGGUUCGCUCCGCUAUGCAAAGGCACUAAACUCAACGCAGUCACGGUCGAAGUCCAGGAGAGGCAAAGUGUGCGCUUGGAUGCUACUGCUGCGGAGUCGGUACGACAGAACAUACACUUUGUCACCUGCGCGCACAGCCAUACUGUCUUCUCAAAGAAGAUAGACUUUGCUGAUGGGAGUGAGCCAACGGGUGCUGAUUUGAUGGAGACGGAAUGGCGCAUAAACACAUCUGUGUGUUUGCCACGUACUUUGGGCGGCUGUUCACAGAGCAUUUCCACAAAGCACAUCAAGAUCAAACAUGUCUUGAUUGUAAAGGCAGAGUUCUGCACCGAGGAGGGCGAGAUAAGUGCAGAGAUCUCAGAAGUCAUUCCCAUUGACAUCUAUAUGACUCCUUGUGUCAUUGGUGAGAAUGGGUUCAUCCAUGGACGGGAUGUGCAACAGCUGCAGGGGAACGACCAUCCUCCCCCGGCUUACAAUGACCACUUGUCCGACCUCAUAAUUCUGACAGCUGCUGAUGUCGACCUUUGUGGGAGAACAAUCGUUACGGAGAUGAAUCUUGAGCGCAGUUCCAGCCAAAGUUCUUCCAGCAGUUCAUCUUCUGAUCCUGCACCUUUAUAUGUAUAA